GAUCUAACUUUACACCAGUCAUUGGCAGUAUUUGUUCCCGUGGCCGCAGCUUUGGUUCGUCUAUCUCAUAAUUGAAAGUUUGGUGCAAAAACUAGUUUACUAGAUAGACGAUAUUUGUGUUUUGUGAGUGUAGACCGCGAAAUAGUAACUAAAACUAACUAGAUUUGUAACUGAAGGAACUGAUGUUCGGCUAAGAAUUAUGUCGGAUAUUGGUGCAGGAUUACGAUCGGUCACACGUCAAGUCAGCUGACAUAUUGCGCCCUGCUACACCGCAACAGCUCUUGGUUCCUCAGAUUGAAGUAAUAUCGAGCGCUCGAGCGCGAAGUUGCAUACAAAGAGCAAGAAAGAGAGAGAACGAGAAGGAAAGAAAGGAAGAGAGAAAGAGUUAUUUGGUAACAUUUCGUUUUAGUUGUGGAGAGAGAGAAGGGUCUUAAGAGACAAAGCGAACGCGCGCAUCGAGAGUGGCCAAAGCGAGAAUUGCGCCGCCGAGAAUUACAAAGCACAAGUCAGAAGGGAAGAGAGCUCCCCCGACCGACGGUCGACUAUCGGUCGUAACUGCACGUCAUCUAACGUGUCUUAACACGAUAAGGAUAGACGAAGAACCUACUUAAAUGCCUCGAACGAAUUCUUACUCCAUGUUGUGCGUUGGUUGCGACACGACUGCGUGUUGGAAAGUGAAUGUAUGGUGACACGCGGUCGUGAAGGAACAACUGGAGAGCGAGCUGUGGCAAGACAACAUUAAUUAUCUCCUACUUAGUUGAUUGCAACUUGCUCGAUAUUCUUUCGAGUAAUUGCAAAUAGGAUAAAAAUAAGAACUUGUUUAAUCAUUGAGGUUCUAUUGAGAUAAACAAAGAAAAUGGAGCGAGAAUCUAACCCUAUGCAAGCUCUAUGUCGCAGCGGUUGUGGAUUUUAUGGCUCUCCAGCCACAGAUGGCCUUUGUUCUCUUUGUUAUAAAGAAAAUCUAAAAAAGAAGCAGCAACCUCCUGUAUCAGCUGCCACUGUACCAACAUCACAGACCGUCUCUGGUAACGCUGGUACGUUGCAGGGCGGUUUCGGUAGUCCUGCAGCUACAGGAAAUACAGCCCAACCUACCAUUCCUACCAUACCUCAAUCAACAACAGAUCUACCCAAUCCCAAAGAAAUAAAUAGGGAGGAUCAAGAAAAUGAAGUAGGUGUAAGCAGUGGAGCGGUAGCAGAAGGAUCUGUGAGUAGUGGGGAUGCAGAUGAUUGCUUUGAUGGCAAAGAGACUGACAAAGAAUCUAAGAAGAAGAAAAAUCGUUGCGCCGUGUGUCGCAAAAAAGUUGGUCUGACGGGAUUUGAAUGUCGUUGUGGAGGACUGUUCUGCUCUGUGCAUCGAUACAGUGACAAGCAUGAUUGCAAAUUUGAUUAUAGAGAAAUGGGCGCUCAAGAGAUUCGGCGCAACAAUCCAGUUGUUGUUGGUGAAAAAGUGCAAAAAAUUUGAACUAUUUAGUGCGUAGAUCGUUGGGAAAAUGGUUAUAUAACUAUAUAAACAAAACAGAAUAUAAAACAAAAAAAACGGAGAAAAUCGAGAUAAAUUAUCUGGCAGCUGAUUGCACGUCGAGGGGCGAGACGGAUGAAUGUAAGGAUUGUGAAUGAAAGGGAAUAGGAAAUUAGUAUGAAAGAGUAUGAGAGUAAGAGAGAGAAAGAAACUGUAGUAAAUGUGUUAGAACAGUUAAGAAUGAAAGUAUGAAUUUAUGCGAGAGAGAUAGAAAAGAAAAACAUGAGAGAAUGAAAAUUUAAAAAAAAAAUUGGUUUGUACAUGAUAUGCAAAUAUAUAGGAUCGCCGAAAGUUAUAGACGAAAUUUUCCGAAGGAAGAAUGAAACAUAAAUAGAAAAGAAAGAUUAAAACGAAAAGUAAAAAAAGAAAAACAAACAAAGAAAUAGAAAUUAGAGUGCGUGCCGCGUGUACGAAUGCUUUGAGAAAAUUUUUGGAUGUUAGUGCCAUGUCAGAUUGUCAUCUAAGCGAGAGUUUUAAUCGAGAAUAUAUUUGGUUCUAACUGCUGCCAGCUUACUUAUUACCUUAUUAUUAUCUAUUACGGUUUAUUAUUAUUUUAUCUUAUGUUUAUUAAUUUACUUAAAAAAGAAAUGCAAAAUUCGUGUAUGGAAGUGUUUGUUUUUUCUUUUUUUUUUCUUUUUUCUUUCUUCUUUUUUUUUUAGAUUUAGCUUUAGGAAUAAAAAAUAUGAGAAUUCUUGGUGCAGUCUUGAUCGGUCAUGUUCUGAGACGUCUCAUCGGGAGUUCCGGGUUUUUGAAUCGAGAGAGAGAGCGAACGAAAGAGAGGAACAAAGAAAAUUUUUUAUAUGUAUAUAAUCUAUAUUUCUCUCUCUCUGUUUCGUUCGUAAUAUCUAAAAAGAAAGAAGGAAUGUUGCUUAGGUAGUGGCUGACGUUGAUGGGUGAUCACAAUCCUAGGUUAAUAAUUAGUCUAAUAAUUAUUAAGUAUAUUAGUCUAUUGAUUCAUAAAUAAUGCAAUGAAAUAUAAGUAGUACUGUGUGUUUAUGUCCAAUUUCACGUGAAUAUAACCAAACAUUAUUCCUUAUUAAAUAUGUUUCAAACUAUAUCGCAAAUCAAUUAUUUAUGCCAUGUGUUUAUGAAUCAUCAUAAAAAAAAGAAAAAAACAAAAUAGAGAUGUAAUAUUCAUCUGAUUAUCAGAAUAAUAUUUCCAAAAUAAAAUUAGGUUGUGUCACGUGACUCAUUCAAUCGGUUUUCUUGUUUUUUUUUUUUUCUAUUCUUCUAAAUAAAAUUUGUUAUAUUGGUGCUAAAAUACACUUUGUAUGAUGAAACGUCUAAAGAUCAGCCAGAUACAAAAACAAAAGAAAAAUAAUAACAAACGAGAGGCCCCUCGACGAAGGGACGACUAUCGGCCCUGUUAUAUCGAUUAAUAAAAAAAUAUUUCUCCGUUUGUCUUAACCAUUUCCUUCCGUGUUGCAAUACUUUUUAACAAAACAAAAAAAAAA
Apis dorsata (giant honeybee) is the source of this 2973-nucleotide messenger RNA. It is a transcript of the gene drn, whose product is annotated as AN1-type zinc finger protein 5. The coding region runs from base 857 to 1462 and encodes 201 amino acids. The record is from RefSeq and is a predicted model, not a curated record. NCBI's taxonomy places the organism in Eukaryota, Metazoa, Arthropoda, Insecta, Hymenoptera, Apidae. The transcript has 5 exons. Gene Ontology annotation, molecular function: DNA binding; zinc ion binding.